GGGGCUUAGCGCUGCGGCACCAUGGCGGAUCAGCUCUACUUGGAAAACAUAGACGAGUUCGUCACGGACCAGAACAAGAUCGUGACAUACAAAUGGCUAAGCUAUACGCUAGGUGUUCAUGUUAACCAGGCCAAACAGAUGCUCUAUGAUUAUGUUGAGAGGAGGCGAAAGGAAAAUUCAGGAGCUCAACUGCACGUGACCUACUUAGUAUCUGGCAGUCUCAUUCAGAAUGGACAUUCAUGCCACAAGGUCGCAGUAGUGAGAGAAGAUAAGUUGGAAGCAGUGAAGUCCAAGCUAGCUGUGACUGCCAGCAUCCAUGUGUACAGCAUCCAGAAAGCCAUGCUAAAGGACAGUGGGCCUCUGUUCAAUACCGACUAUGACAUCCUUAAAAGCAACUUGCAGAACUGCAGCAAAUAUAGUGCCAUACAUUGUGCAGCUGCAGUUCUCAGAGCUCCUGCCGAAUCUUCACCUUCUGAAAAGUUUGAGCAAUCAAAUCUCCAGGUGUCAAGUGAGACACAAACCAAUAAUGAGCUAGUCACCAAUGGUCAUGGCCCACCUCCAGCCAAACAGGCUUCCCAGCAGCCCAAAGGAAUUAUGGGAAUGUUUGCUGCUAAAGCUUCUAAAAGUCAAGACUCUAACAAGGAGACCAAAACAGAGGCUAAAGAGACAUCUUCAGCAGUCAACAAGGUCCCAGGGAAAGUGAAUAUGAUGAACAAUUUUUUUGGAAAAGCUGCUAUGGGUAAACUUAAAGUCAGUUUGGACUCAGAACAAGCAGUGAAAGAAGAGAAAAUAGUGGACCCACCUCCAGAGUCUGUCACUGAACCAAAGCUGGCAGCCCCUGCAGGUCUGAACAAACCCAGCAAAAAGGCAGAGCCUGUUAAGAUGCUGCAGAAGGAAAAAAAAAGGGGGAAGCGAGUGGAAUUGUUCGAUGAUGAAAAGGAAACUGAAAACAAGAAGAAAAAGAGGAGAAGAAUCAAACUUCCUGAGACAGAUAGCAGUGAAGAUGAAGUUGUGCCAGACUCUCCUAGGGCUUAUGAUGCUGAGUCACCGUCUCCACCUCCAGCAUCUCCACCUCCAGAACCAGUGGGGAAGACUGAGCCCGAGGCUCCUGCCAUCAAGAGCUCAAGUGGAGAAAGUAGAAGAAAGCGAAGGAGGGUGCUGAAAUCUAAAACCUUUAUGGAUGAAGAAGGCUGCAUAGUGACUGAAAAAUGCUAUGAAAGUGAAUCCUGCACAGAUAGUGAAGAGGAGCUGAAGACAAAGACUGGCUCUGUACACAGACCCCUCGCCCUAACUGUAAAGAAAGAGCCCAAAGAGGAACGAAAGGGACCCAAGAAAGGGUCUGGUGCUCUGGGCAAAGCCAACAGACAAGCAUCCAUUACCGGCUUCUUCCAGAGGAAGUGAGCUGCCCUCUCUGAGGACAGCAAUGUGGAGUGGUCGAAGGAGAUCAAACUCUUGCUUACUGUGUAAGUUCAUAGAACACUUUGCUUCACCUGUACAUGACUGUUUUCCUCCCAGAGGAUUACACAUGCUUCUGAUCGUUAGCCAAACAGAAGUUACCUGGAAGCAAGCUGCAGAAGAAUAUUUUAAAAAAUCGUGUCCCUUCUGACGACAUUUUUCAAGCACAAGCUUUACCUGUCCAGGAAAAGAAAUUUACUUUGAAAAUAAAUUGGAGCAAGUUUCAGAAUAAUCCCUAAAACUUCAGUGGCUCAUCUAAUCGCCCUUGCUCACCCUGUUGUGUACUUACACACAUGUGACUCAAGGAUAUAGUCUUUGUUGCUUUGUGUUUUGGGACUUGUAUGUGUCUAUUAGUCCUGAGUUUCACUGAUGU
Molecule: messenger RNA, 1828 nt
Organism: Suncus etruscus (white-toothed pygmy shrew)
Lineage: Eukaryota; Metazoa; Chordata; Mammalia; Eulipotyphla; Soricidae
Gene: POLD3
Product: DNA polymerase delta 3, accessory subunit
Exons: 12
Coding region: 22-1401 (459 amino acids)
Biological process (GO): nucleotide-excision repair, DNA gap filling; DNA replication; DNA synthesis involved in UV-damage excision repair
Cellular component (GO): nucleus; delta DNA polymerase complex
Molecular function (GO): DNA-directed DNA polymerase activity
Source: RefSeq, a predicted model, not a curated record